AUGUCUGCCUGGGUCCACCAUUCAUUUGAACAGAUGCAAGAUAUUUACAGAGUUAUUUUAAAAUACGUUGAGGAGACAAAACGGUUUGACCUGACGACGACUGCUGUCACUCCUGUCACGACGACUGCAACAAUUUCAGCGACAACAGUCGGAGUGACGGUGGCUGGUGAUGGCGUACUAGGCGCAAAUUCUGGUCGUCUUAAUAUGCGGUGGGAUGUGGCCAUUGAUAGCCAGUUGAAUGUCUACGUGACAGAUGCUUUCGACAAUAGAACACAAUUUUGGACUCCGGGGUCAUCAAAUGGUCAAUUUCUGAUGGUGAGUAAUGGUACAAUAACGGCUCUAUAUUUGGAUGAUAGUGGAAAAUUACUGUAUUACUGUGAUGAAGAUGAUGGGAACGUGGGAAAGUUGUCGUUAUCAAAUCAAACGAUAACGACAAUUGCUGGAGGUAAUGGCCCUGCUAGUGAUUAUAAUCAAAUUUCUGCUUUCAAUCAUCAUAUAAUGUUAUGGCCUCCUCAUUCCACUACAGGAAAUCUGAUAGCUGGCACUGGAGUUCAAGGUCACGGCAAUGAUCAAUUAUAUCAUCCUCUUGGCAUUUUUGUCGAUCGAGCAGGCAAUAGCUGGAUAGCUGAUACCUGA
Didymodactylos carnosus is the source of this 636-nucleotide messenger RNA. The record is from the annotation of a GenBank genome assembly. Lineage: Eukaryota; Metazoa; Rotifera; Eurotatoria; Philodinida; Philodinidae.